Molecule: messenger RNA, 3120 nt
Organism: Oreochromis niloticus (Nile tilapia)
Lineage: Eukaryota; Metazoa; Chordata; Actinopteri; Cichliformes; Cichlidae
Exons: 2
Coding region: 2029-2793 (254 amino acids)
Source: RefSeq, a predicted model, not a curated record
AAAAAAAAUCUCGUUGACAUUAAAAAUUUAUUUUUUUAAGAGUAAUCUGGCCAAGAGUACAGCAACAAAUAUAACAAUAGUUCUGUAAACAUAUUUUAAGUGGACAAAAAGGACGGGAUUGGUUAAGUACAAUAAGACAGAGUUAUAAGGAUACUUGAAAAACAGGUAAUUUGUAAAUUUUAUAUAUAGGGGAGAGUGAGGUAAGAUGAGCCAGUGGGUAAGUUGAACCACCCCUUGUAUCUAGGUAACUGUGUUCAUGUUUUGUCAUGUGACCAUAAAUCCAGGAAGCACUCAUCAUUUCCAUCCUGCUAUAUUAAAGAGGAGCACAUUGGAGAAGGGGUAAGUCUGUAUUACACAAAAAAAUGUUUUCUGCUUGUCAAAGUAAAAUUUCUGCAUAUCAGGUAAAUUGACUGUAAUAUUAAAACAAAUGUAUCUGUGUCUAAAAUGAUAUAUUAUACAUGUUGGUGGGUUUCUAAAAUAUAAUAUCAUCUGAAGAAGUUUUCUAAAGAUUAGCCUAAAUUGCUAAACUAGCCCAUUUUUUUCAAAAUGGUGGCUAUGGGGCAAAGUGAGCCAAAGGCUAUGGGGUAAAUUGAUCCAAUGGUUCAACCUACCCCACCAUAAGGCACUGAAAUUUAUUUAAGGCUCUGACUUAUUAAAUAGUAUUUUAGUUCAGUAUACUGAACCCUUUUGUUGUAUUUGUCAUAUGUUAACUAUUAUAGAAAAGAUAUCAUGCCAAGGACCUACAGACGGAAGACCAGCUGGGGCUCAACACCCCUGGAGGAGAUUGAAAGGGCAGCGAGUGAAGUCAAGGGAGGAAAGUCCAUAAGAUCAGUGGCUAAAGAAAGACAAAUUGACAGGUCAACACUCAGGAGAUAUAUUAAAAAGAGGGACACACAGGAGGUCAGAUCGGUUGGCUAUAGUGGAACAGCUUCAGCAAAGAGAGUCUUCUCUGAGGAGGUGGAGAAGGAGCUAGCAGAGCAUAUCAAGAAGCUUGCAGAGCAGUUCCAUGGCAUUUCCCCAAAGAAAUGCCGUGAACUGGCAUUAGAAUUGGCAGGCAGAAACAACAUUCCUACUCCCAGCAACUGGACAGAGAAAGGUUUAGCCAGUAGGAAGUGCAAGAAACAACAUUUCAGUAGGUUGGCACAGACUAAUGUAUUUUGUGUAGUUUACUACUUUACCAUUACAUUUUUUAGGUAAAGAAUGGUUCAAGAAUUUUUUGGCACGCCACCAUCUCUCUUGCCGUAUGCCUGAGGCAACAUCUUUGGGAAGAGCUACAGCCUUCAAUAAGACUACAGUUGGGGAGUUCUUUGACAAUCUGGCUAAAGUGAUCGACAGGUAUAAAUUCCCCCCAAACAUGAUUUUUAAUGUUGACGAAACAGGUGUAACAACAGUACAGACACCAAAGCAGGUAGUGGCAGAAAAAGGAAAAAAACAAGUGGGCUCCAUCACAUCUGCUGAAAGAGGCGAACUGGUGACUGUAGUCUGUGCUGUCAAUGCGACUGGUAACGCAGUCCCUCCGAUGUUUAUCUUCCCAAGAGUUAGAUACAAAGACCACUUCAUUGCAGGAGCACCUCCGGGAUCAAUUGGUACCACUACAAGAUCAGGCUGGAUCAGUGAAGAUGUCUUUGUUGUGUUCCUUGAACAUCUGGUUCAGCAGACCAAGUGCUCCCCUGACCUGCCACUGCUGCUAAUCAUGGAUAACCAUGAAGCCCACAUUUCACUGAAGGCUUUGGACAUAGCAAAAACAAGUGGUAUUGUAAUGCUCACAAUUCCACCCCACACUUCCCAGGCCUUCAGCCUCUGGAUAAGUGUGUGUAUGGUCCAUUUAAAACCUAUUACAACAGAGCUCUUGAUGGCUGGAUGAGGUCCAACCCAGGCAAAACUGCCAGCAUAUACCAAAUUGCUGGUUGUGUGAAUGAUGCUUUCAUGUCAGCAAUGACACCAUGAAAUAUCUCCUCGGGAUUUAGAGCCACUGGGAUUUUCCCUUACAACAGAGAUAUCUUCUCUGAUGCAGAGUUUGAGCCAUCCAUGGUGUCAGACAGGCCCAACCUGGAGCAGCAGCCUGCUGCUGAAGGUGUUGCACCUGUGGUUUCAGCCUCUCUUUCUGCUGAGCUACCUUCACCAGACCCUGUACAUGCAUGUGGUUCACGAAGUGACCCCAACCAUGCUCGAUAUGUGUCUCCCACUGAUAUUCUACCCUUACCCAAAAGUCAGCAGCCCAGGAAACAAACAAAUCGAAAGCGUGUGAAGACACGAAUCCUGACUGAUACACCUGAAAAGCAGGCAAUUGAGAGAGCCCAUGAAGAAAGGACAAAUAAACUGAAAGGCAAAAAAGAAAUAAUCCACAAAAAGCAAGGAAUGUGGAAGAGGAAACAAACCCAGACAAAAAUUGCAGUGGAAAGCAGCUCUGAGGAGAGUGAUGUUCCCAUCCCAUUUGAAGACACUUCUGAGUAUGAGAGUUCCAGCGAUGAAAGAAGUGAACCAGAUGUCUCAGACCUGGUAGUUGGUGACUUUGUCAUCGUAAGAUUUGCAUCCAAAUCCAGGAGCCACCAUUACAUUGGCCUGGUUGACAGCUUUGCAGACAACGAAGUGAGUGCCAGAUUUCUCAGAAGAAUCCGAGGGAUCACUAGCAGUAAGAAACCCACGUUUGUGUUCAAGGAAAAUGAUGAGGCAUCUUUCCCACGCAAGGAUGUGCUGAAGAAGCUACCUCAACCUCAACAGGCUGGAGGAACUGCAAGGAGGGAGCAACAGUUCAUAUUCCCCUGCAACCUUGAUCAUUGGAAUAUUGAAUAGUUCUUUUGAAUAAAUGGUUUUGAACUGGUGGUUUGUUUAGAAACCACCAGUUUCCAGGUUUGUUCUCACAGGUUUACAACUGUUAAAAUGGUUUGUUUUCACAAUAUGAUCAGUUUUACAUUUUAAAAACUACAUGGUCAGUUUGCCCCAAGAUGGCUCAGUUUACCCACUGACUAGGUUCAAUUUACCCCUAAUCUGGGGCAAGUUGAGCCAAAGGAGCAUUUUUUUUUAAUAGGUCAUUAUUUUGGGCAGCGUCAUCAGACAUAGAUUCUGAUCAUUACAUUUGAAAGGAGACAUCCUGAAAUAAAGGAAUAUGUUAUCAUUCUA